Molecule: messenger RNA, 1141 nt
Organism: Rhododendron vialii
Lineage: Eukaryota; Viridiplantae; Streptophyta; Magnoliopsida; Ericales; Ericaceae
Product: probable WRKY transcription factor 70
Exons: 3
Coding region: 230-904 (224 amino acids)
Biological process (GO): regulation of DNA-templated transcription
Molecular function (GO): sequence-specific DNA binding; DNA-binding transcription factor activity
Source: RefSeq, a predicted model, not a curated record
UAUCGGAUCCACGUAUAUUAAAUGAGAAAGAUUCCAAAUGCAUCUUUGUUCGAAUUGCUCGUUUCUACUCCGUCAAGUCGUCUGAGUUUUCCAAGAAAGCUCACUCCAAUCUUCCCAGCAAGCAACUGUCCUUUUCGUUCGCCUUGGAGUACAUGAAACGAAAACCCUUCCAACCCUUCUUUACUUUCCAAGCCUACUGAAGAGAGAUCAACAAAUUCAAGUCACGAAAAUGGACUCCAAUUUGCUGAAAAACUUGCUAGCUCGCCGGGAAAACGCCGUUCAUGAGCUGGCCGAAGGCUUUGAAUUGGCAAACCAGCUCCGAGCCAUCAUCCACGAGCCCUUCGGUACCGAUAGAUCCGUUGAAGCCGAUUAUCUGAUCGGGAAAAUCCUGAGGUCGUUUGCGGAUACUAUUUCGAUACUGAAUUCCGGCAAGGCUCCCGAUCCGAGUCCGGAGAACCCCGGGGCACCGUUGAAUACUUUGGGUACUUCGAUAAGAAAGAACCCCUCAUCACGCACAAGAAUCACCCCAAAUUUACCCGACGAUGGUCAUGUAUGGAGACAAUGUAGACGGAAAGAAGUCCUCAAUCCCAGAUACCCAAGGAGCUACUACUAUGAGUGUACUUACAGGACUUCUCAGGGUUGCCUAGCCAAGAAACUGGUGCAAAGAACCGAGGAUAACCCACUGAUGUAUCAGACCACAUACACAAACCACCAUACUUGCAACAACCGACUUAAAGCUCCUCCUCGCAUAAUGUUUGAUUCCACUACUCCUACAGACCCCAUCAAAUCAGCUUUUGGCUUGGAUACAAGCAAGUGCACAAACGAUGAGUUGAAAGACCCAUCUUACCCUACCUCAACCAAAACCCAUCAUCCUCCUGUGAUUAUAUCCAGUUAUCGGACCUGAGCGUUUCAUUUGUUUGGGUCCAGGCCAAUGUUGUCAUCAUAUUUGAUCACGGGGGAUGCCUAUGAGUACUAGGGUGCAACUGCUGCUGUAAUUGUGUUUUUUUUUUUUUUUUGCUCAGCACUGCUGCUUCUCCUUCAAGCUUCGAUGUAAAAGUGGCAAACUGUUCUGUCAUGUAGCGGGUUUAAUUUUGUGUCACUACCUAGCGUGUGAUUAUUAAUUUAAUGGAACCAUUUAUCA